Molecule: messenger RNA, 1417 nt
Organism: Dendronephthya gigantea
Lineage: Eukaryota; Metazoa; Cnidaria; Anthozoa; Malacalcyonacea; Nephtheidae
Product: probable UDP-sugar transporter protein SLC35A4
Exons: 10
Coding region: 155-1237 (360 amino acids)
Biological process (GO): pyrimidine nucleotide-sugar transmembrane transport
Cellular component (GO): Golgi membrane
Molecular function (GO): pyrimidine nucleotide-sugar transmembrane transporter activity
Source: RefSeq, a predicted model, not a curated record
CCAGGAAUUAUAAUAGCUCAGUGGUUUUGUCUAAUUAUCACUGUUGCCACCAGGUGAAUGCCACGAUGAAACUAUUCGUCUCUGCAUGACAAGAGUAUUUAUUGUAUAAUUAUUUAUUCGACGGACCUAAGCUAAGCUCUCAAAGCGAAGCGCCAUGACUACGCACCAAAUCUUCGUGGGCAAAAAUAUUGACAAGGAAAGCUUGUAUAAAAACGGAGAUAUCAGCUCAAAGCGAAAUUUACUAGGAGGAGAAGUCUCCGCUCCACAGAAUCCAUUUCCACGAGUAAUUUGGUUUGCUUUUCUGGUCAUCGAAGUGUUUUUGUACGGAUGUUAUCCUUUGUAUGUCACGUUGAGCAAAGUUAACAACGAAAUCAAGUACAGCACAGCGUCCGCAGUUUUGCUUAUAGAAUUUGGAAAGCUGGUUUUUUCGCUGAUCAAUAUCUAUCCAUUAUGGAAAAGAGGUCAGGUGGAAAGACAACCGCUGAUCGUUUGGCUUGCAUUCUCAGUUCCCGCUCUCCUCUAUUGCUUCAACAACAACGUCGCUAUCCUGGUCCAGCGGUAUUUGGACCCAGCUAGCUAUGUGAUCGUCAGCAAUUUGAAGAUCCCAACUACGGCUCUACUAUAUCGAAUUUUUAUUAAAAGACCGCUGACUUGGAUGAAGUGGCUUGCAGUUUGUCUGUUAACCUUGGCAGGUGUGCUAAACUCAUUCGGCAAUCUUGUAUCGGAGGAUAAGCUUGAAGACAAUGCAAAUAAAAUCCAUGUCACAGUAACCGGGCUUGUGAUAAUGACCGUGUAUUGCGCGGUUAGUGCUUUUGCUGGCAUCUGGACAGAACUAAUAGUGAAGAGACAAUAUGAAGUCUCCAUCCAUCAGCAGAACUGCAUGUUAUACGCGUUUGGCGUAUUGUUUAACUUCUUGGCUAUCUUCACCGUAGAAGUAAAAACGUCCUCAAAUUCUCCUGUUGAGGGCGAUAGCAGCAUUUUCUCAAAGUUGAAUAACCUUUUUCACGAUUAUAACAUAUGGGUGGUAGCCAUCGUUUGCUCAGAGACUUGCUGCGGCUUGAUAAUGUCAGCUGUCAUGAAACAUGCUAGCAAUAUAACAAGACUCUUUAUUACGUCAACGGCUAUGGUAGUUACCACUCUUCUCUCGUACAUUUUAUUUCAAUUUGAACUGAACGUGUUCCUUCUAAGCGCUCUGGGAUUGGUUAUUUUCGCGUUAUUUUUGUAUAACCGUAAUUGAGGGAAAUCUGGCACAUGCAGGAUUCUGAAUUGAAGGCGAGUUGUAGUUUUCCUAAAAACCUUAGAGGUGCCUACGUCACGGGACUGUCAAACAAUAAAUUGCAAUGCAAUGUGAGAAACGUGUAGAAGAAACUGUGUGACGUAAGAUCUAUUACGUAGUUAUAAGUUUCUAUUUUAGGAU